This is a messenger RNA of Podarcis lilfordi (Lilford's wall lizard), 19437 nucleotides long. Lineage: Eukaryota; Metazoa; Chordata; Lepidosauria; Squamata; Lacertidae. The record is from the annotation of a GenBank genome assembly.
CUCCGGGCGUUGCGCUUCCUGGGUGACUCGGAUGCAGCUGAGAAGCGGGCCAGAUCAGCUGCUUUGGCGCCCCAGCCGGAGUCGAUGCCCGCGGGAGACCUGCCUGCCUUAGACGGGACGCCUCCCUUGCCAUUGCCCGGCCAAGGUGGGAAGGUCUCCGGCUCGCAACGAGAGCCGAUCCAGGGCUGCGGGAAUGCCCUGAGCUUGGAGGGCCGUAAGGAAGCUGAAGGCAAAAGACUGGGGAGGGUGGGGGGCAGUGGCUGCGCUUGAUCCUGCUGCCUCGAUCGCCUGCGCGCCCCGGAGCUGCAGCCUGCGCAAACCUCCCAAAGCUGUGCGCGCACUCGCUUGACACGGAAUUGGCCACCCCGGGAAAUGCUCCCGUUCACAAGCAGGUUGGUGAAAGAAGGGGUGACCCCGCCCCAUCCCCGCCCCACACUUUCCACGGGGGGUCUACUAUGCGAUGAAAAAUUCUCGGCUGCCAUCAGUCAAGGGUUUGCUGUUCACUGGUGGCGCAUGAGGGCAUGCUUUCGUUUAGUGAUUUUUUUAAAAAAUAGUGUUUCUUCAUACAAUGCAAGCUCUGCCGCUUGAUCUACGGAGAAGGCAGUUAACAUGUGUAAAUGAUAAAGCUGCAAGACGGAAUAAGAAUGGGGUCGCUGUAGCAAACCGAUGAACCCGGGAAGGGAGCAAAACCCAGGCAGAAUUAGAAACAGCAACUGUCCCAAUUUUCUUGCAUAAAAAGAGUUUGUAGCACCUUUUUUGGUAUGUGUCUUUAGUUGACCUAUUGCCUUGUUAAUCAUUUGCAUUGCAAAGCGCCAUGAAUGUAUUAAUAUUAUUAUUAAAUUAAUUUUGUAUACCACCCUAUGUCCGCAGGUCUCAGGGCAGUUCACAAUAUAAAAUCACAGUAUAAAAACACAAAUACAUUAUGUUCUAGAAUAAACAAAGACUAUGGGCACUUCCACUGUCAUUAUUUUGCCAGGGAAUUUGGGUUUGCGCAAUUAAAGUGGAUUCAAGCUCUGGCGCAGGAGUGGGAAACCUUUGGCCUGUUGCAUGUUUUGCUGGACUGCAACUCCCAUCACCCACAGCAAACAUGGCCAAUGGCCAGGGAUGAUGGGAGUUGUAGUUCAGCAACAGCUGGCAGGCAGGUCAAAGGUUGCCCUACACUGCCUCUGCACAACUAAUCUUUAAACAAUAAUGGCUAUUUGCAGUUGGGAAAGUGACUUGGAAAUAGGCUGGAAAGUGUGGGAUUAACGAAUGACACCCCACAAACAAAUCUGAAUGAGUACUCAGUGAAGACCAGUCACCACGUAAACUUUAGGAUGAAUGCUGAAUAAAUUAUUAUGGCAUAAACUUUCACAGGCUGUAGUUCAGGUUCUCAGUUGCAUGAAGAGUAAUCCUGCAUUGCAGGUACAUAUACAUAUUGCAUAGGUUGUAAACGAAGGACAGUAUAUAGACAGUGGUAUUUGCAUUAUGAAAAGUGGCCAUCCGUCCUACUCUGGUUAACACUUCAUGUAUCUGAGAAAGUGGACUGUAUGUAAUGCACAGAAGCUUAUGUCAUAAUUUGCUUAUGCCAUUUGUUUAAGAGGGCAAUCCUAUGUCAAGAUCUGCCAGGAUAGGCAGCUAUUCAAAGCGCACAGUUCAAAGUGUUGGUGCUGACCUUUAAAGCCCUAAACGACCUCGGCCCUGUAUACCUGAAGGAGCGUCUCCACCCCCAUCGUUCAGCCCAGACACAGAGGUCCAGCUCCAAGGGCCUUCUGGUGGUUCCCUCGCUGCAAGAAGCCAAGUUACAGGGAACCAGACAGAGGGCCUUCUCAGUAGUGGUGCCCUCCCAUCAGAUGUCAAGGAAAUAAACAACUAUCUGACUUUCAGAAGACCUCUGAAGGCAGCUCUUUAUAGGGAAGUUUUUAAUGUCUGGUGUUUUAUUGUGCUUUUAAUUCUGUUGGGAGCCGCCCAGAGUGGCUGGGGAAACCCAGCCAGAUGGUCGGGUUAUAAAUAAUACAUUAUUAUUAUUAUUAUUAUUAUUAUUAUUAUUAUUACCAAGUGUCAGAGCUGGCUCCAGGUCCCAGCUCACAGAGGACCAACGCUAGCCGGCAGUAAUGUACAAAAGUCUUUAUUGAAGUACAGUUUCCAUUUUCAAGCCGCAGCGCCCCAGCUCUACGUCUAGGGGUUAGAUCGGCGAAGCUCCGUCUGAGUCUCCGCCCCUUGUACACCAACUUAAUAUCCUAGCCCUGCUCCACCUUUUCCGCCUGACUGUUCUUCUCUGGGUCCCUCUGCCCCCUGGGGUCUCUUCUUUCCGGGAUUCUUCUGACGCUGACGUUCCCCCCCCUGACUCUUCUCCCUCCUUUCGGCGGGCUUUAGGACCUGGCUCCCUUUCCGGGCUGCCUACUGUGCCACCUUCCUGUGCAUUUGAACUUGGCGCGCGCGCCCAACCUUCCACCUUCCGUCUGACCGUUUCUUCGCUCCCCGAUGGAGGUGUGGCCACUCCUGACUCGUGCCCUCCCCCCUGUUGUGAGCUGCCAGCGCUUGAUCCCUGGCUCCCUUCCUCUUCCUUGCUCUCUGGCGGUGACGCUGGUCCCGAUUUCCAACUGCUCCCCUCUGAGUCCCCUCUGGCUCUAUCUUCCUGGGGCGUCCCCCUAGGCUCCCCCCUUGCCCUGGCCACUGGUGCUCCUUUCUGUGAAUCCUCUGAUUCACUGGAAAGACUCGGAGAUCUCGGGUCGUCGUCAUCACUCAUCUUUUCUUCUGCCUCCUCCCCCUCGCUCUCUGUUUCCUCCCUUGCCCUUGCCUCUGCUCCUGAACCCCUGACACCAAGGAUGCAGCACAUCUCUGACUCAACCAGAGUUAAGUCUCCAACCCCAACUCAGUGUAAUUUGCUCAGCUUGCCAAGUUCCACAAAAUGGGUGCUUUAUGGAUGGAACAGGGCCAGAGACAGAGGACCCAGGCUGGAUCCUAAGAUUGUUCAGCUUAGUCACGUGGCCUGACCACCCAGCACAGAAUACUAUUUUAAAGGCUCUUUUCCUCUUAUGCAGAGCAGCAACAGAAGCCCUGCUGCCAAACAGGGUUUGGAUCUGGUGCACCUUAACUUACUGCACCGGUUUUCAAGGUGCUGCAAGAUUUUUGUGUUCAUUUUCUACAACAGACUAAAGGGACUGCCGGACAGGUGCUUAUUGCAGGAUGGGUGCUGCCCAGGCAUGCAAGUGUUUCACGGCAUCUGCGUGACCUCGGCGGCAUCGAUAUGCCAGCGUGUGUCACCCAUUUACAGUGGUGCCUCGCAAGACGAAAAGAAUCCAUUCUGCGAGUCUCUUCGUCUUGCGGUUUUUUUCGUCUUGCGAGGCACCACUGUAAAUGGGUGACACACGCUGGCAUAUCGAUGCCGCCGAGGUCACGCAGAUGCCGUGACCAAACACCACUGUCAAUAAGUUAAAAAGAAAAUAUACCCUGAGCCAUUUGUGAUAUCUGAGGGACCCAUCUGAGAUACUAAGCCCCUGUCUGGAAGCCCUCAAAUGUGGUCACCCCUCUGGAAACUGUCAAAUAUCUUCAAGCUCUCAAGAAAAGAAUCCCCGUCACCAGGCAUCUAAAGGCCAAGGCGGGUGGAACAAGGUUGGUGUCACAGGAAGGGAGUUCCUCAAUACUGGUGUGGUGUUGCCGUUCUGUGAUGGUGGGGCCAGAGAGACUGAGGCUGGCAUGGAGAGCUUGUGGCCUUCUGGAUAUUGCUGGACUCCAGCUCCCAGCAGCCCAUCCCACACAGGGAUUAUGGGAGUUGUAGUCCCAGGGUGUGGUUCAAGGGGCACAUGAAGCCACUACCUUGCUGAGGCUAAGCAGGCCUGGGUCUGGUCCGUGGCUGGAAAGGAGAACACCUGGGUACCACAUGUAGUCUGCUUUGGGUCCCGUGAUGGAAGAAACCUAGGAUAUAAGUGUAAGAGGGAAAAUGUCCCUAAUGUCCCUUUAUUUAUACCCAGCCUGUUGCAUACUAACCUUCCUUUCUUUCUGAUUUUUCACUAGGCACCGCAAAGAGCCAAUCCGUGCUACUCAGGUAGGUGUGCAGUGCUGGUUUAUAGUUCAGGCAGGCAUAACCAAAACCCAGGUUACACAGAGACUUGGGUCUCCAGCUGUUUUUGAACUACAAUUCCCAUCAUCCCCAGCUAGCAAGACCAGUGGUCAGGGAUGGUGGGAUAUGUAGUCCGAAAACAACCCAAGUUUGGGAAACCCUGCAGUGAAAUGUCUUCAAUGUGCUAAGUGCACCCCAAGUUUAUCCCGGCAGGAAUGAGUCGCUGAACUCUAAAAAUGCCUAUCGCUUUUCUGGAAGGUGUGUGGACAUAUGUAGAAAGUAGUCUAUGGUACAAAGGUAAAGGUAAAGGGACCCCUGACCAUUUGGUCCAGUCGUGGCCGACUCGGGGGUGGCGGCGCUCAUCUCGCUUUGUUGGCCGAGGGAGCCAGCGUACAGCUUCCAGGUCAUGUGGCCAGCAUGACUAAGCCGCUUCUGGCAAACCAGAGCAGCGCACGGAAAUGCCAUUUACCUUCCUGCCGGAGUGGUACCUAUUUAUCUACUUGCACUUUGACGUGCUUUCAAACUCCUAGGUUGGCAGGAGCAGGGACUGAGCAACGGGAGUUCACCCCGUCGCGGGGAUUCGAACCGCCGACCUUCUGAUUGGGAAGUCCUAGGCUCUGUGGUUUAACCCACAGCGCCACCCGCGUCCCUUAUGGUACAAAGGUAACAUUUAAAUGUGUUGCUCCGCCCACUUUUGCCUCUGGCCCUGCCCACCUCUGGCAUGUGGCCCUUGGAAAGCUGCCCAGAGGGGAAUAUGGCCCUCAGGUUGAAAAUGGUCCCCCGAACGUGCCAUGUGGAAGAAAACAUGAAGAGCAUCCAUUCAAAUGUUUGUCACAAUGUGCAGGUCAUAUCUUGGGGUUGUUUUUCCCCUGCAGCCUCCAAAGUCAACGUCAUUAACGCACAGACAGGAAUACAGUUAGGAAAACGUGCAUUUCAAAUUGGGCAGGUGGGUUUUCCUCCAGGGCUAGUUUGAUGGAUGGGCAAACUUCUCCUUACAGAUGCGAGAGGCCUCCGAGACCAAAGGUGCGCUUCGCGAAAGAGCAGGGCCUUGCCACCUGAGCCCUCUGCUGGAAUAUCAUGCAGGAGAAUUAUGAGACGCUAAUCUCUCUGGGUAAGGAUUCCAGCGGUGCCAGUGAGGCAGUUCUGGUCCCUGGAACACGAGGACCUUUUCCCUUUAGACAGCCACGUGCAUUACCUUCCACAAUUGACAUUUUCCUUAUUCUGUCGCCGCCAUUCCAUACUUUACAACUCGUUCUACAUUCCUGUCGUGUCAGAGCGAAAAGGUAAAUAAAAAGAACAUGUAGCCACACUUUGAUUUUUAAAAGAAACAGCCUGCGAGACGGCCUGUUUUUAUUGUUAUGAUUAUUGCUAUAAUAUAUUGCUGUAAUAUAAGGGACUGGCAAUGAAAGCCUAUAGGUCUCUACUAAGCCCCAAAGAACUCCAUGGGCAAGGGUGAAUAGGAAGCUGCCUUUAUCUCAAGUCAGGCUAUUGACCCAUCUAGUUCAGUACAGUGGUACCUCGGGUUACAUACGCUUCAGGUUACAGACUCUGUUAACCCAGAAAUAGUACCUCGGGUUAAGAACUUUGCUUCAGGUUGAGAACAGAAAUCAUGCUCCAGCGGCGCUGCAGCAGCAGGAGGCCCCAUUAGCUAAAGUGGUGCUUCAGGUUAAGAACAGUUUCAGGUUAAGAACGGACCUCCGGAACGAAUUAAGUACUUAACCCGAGGUACCACUGUAUUGCCUGCACUGAUUGGCAGGGCUCUCCUGGGUCCUAAAUCGUCGUUUGGUUAGCGGAAUAGCAGAACUUUUGGCGGAUAAGUAGAUUCUGUAAAUACACAGAUGGCAGAAAAUGUAUUGAGUAGAGAUUUACUAAGGCAUCCAUCUUACCAUUUGUUGUUAGCUCCCUAGCAAGGCAAAACUUAGCUCCUUUAGAGCAAAUCCAGUUUCAGCAGUCAAAAUGAAUUACACCACAUAAAUGCCAAAAUGAAAGUAAGUACAGGACGGUACAAGAAGGAAGAGUAUGUGAGCUCCCCAGCAGGCAGUUGAUAUAGACUGUCGUGGGGCAAACAUCCUUGAAGUUUGGAGAUAGCACAGUAGAAAACCAACAGCUGUGCCCUCUCUGUGCCCUCCAGAACACUUCAGAACCUUUGAAAGCAGAAUGUACCAGAAUGUUCUGGUGGCUUCUGCACUUAGAAAACUUAUUCCCUGACGCAGUCGACCUUCGUAAUAAUAAUAAUAGUAAUAGUAAUAAUAAUAAUUUAUUAUUUGUACCCCACCCAUCUGGCUGGGUUUCCUCAGCCACUCUGGGUGGCUUCCAACAAAGAUUAAAAAUACAUCAAAAUGUCACACAUUAAAAACUUCCCUAAACCGGGCUGCCUUCAAAUGUCUUCUAAACGUCAGGUAGUUCUUUAUUUCCUUGACAUCUGAUGGGAGGGCGUUCCACAGGGCGGGCGCCACUACCGAGAAGGCCCUCUGCCUGGUGCCUGUAACCUCACUUCUCACAGUGAGGGAACCGCCAGAAGGCCCUCAAAGUUGGACCUCAGUGUCCAGGCUGAACGAUGGGGGUGGAGACGCUCCUUCAGGUAUACUGGGCCGAGGCCGUUUAGGGCUUUAAAGGUCAGCAGCAACACUUUGAAUUGUGCUCGGAAACGUACUGGGAGCCAAUGUAGGUCUUUCAAGACCGGUGUUAUGUGGUCUCGGCGGCUACCCCCAGUCACCAGUCUAGCUACUGCAUUCUGGAUUAGCGUAAUCCAGCCGCUACAUAAGGUAGGGAGGAGAGAGUGCUGCGGUGAAGAGGGUUUGCACUGGGAGAAUGCUUUCGCAUGGGGGAAGUUAGCCAGCAGCAUCUCAAUGCUCAAAGCCCAACGGCGCCGGCCAGCCUGCCUUGUGUUCUGACGGCAUCCUCUCAUCUUCUUCUUUUUUUAAAUUUAAUUUUUAUUGAUUUUAAUAUAUAAAUUAUAAAAUGUACCACAAAACUUAUCACUUAUACAAUCUUUUUAGACUUCCAUCAGCACCUCUGAUGAUCCACCGUUUUUGUUGGCUUUUUGCAGUAUGGUAGCGCUGCAGAGAGCUUGUUGGGGAGACCAUGCAUUAAAAAGGGACUCAAAAAUAAUUUAAGCAAGGUUUUAAUAAGAAAAACAAAAACUCCUUUUACACUAAAUACAUUAACAAACAAACAUGACCCAACCACCAACCCAGGGUAAUGGGAGAGCUAGGUGCUGCUCCUUAUAUACUACACCCAAUUGCCAAACACAGCUUAAUCAGUACAACUCGGCAGCACCUGCUAUGUUUCACUGCUGCAAAGCUGGGUCUCGCUAUCUUGCUCUGGCCCUUUUCUGGCCCCUUAAAGACAUACACAUCGAGUGGAACAAUGAUGAACCUUUACAUAUUAAACCAUUCAACAUUUCCCCUGCGGUUCAUCAUUGUGGAACAAAACGUAAAGCAUACUUUGUACAUGUUUUUCAUGUAUAACCUUUGGAAGUGCUUUUGUAAAAAAUGUCUGCAAUUUGAUUGUCACCUGGAACAUAUUUAAAUACAACCAUUUCAUCAGCAAUUAGUUUCUUUACAAACUGUAAACGUAAUCUUAAGACUUUAGUGCGCUGCGUAUUGGUUUCUGAACAUAGGAUAGCGAGUCCACUCUGGGAAUCAAGGUAAACUUUCACUGGUAGAGUUACUUGCAUCUGUAGGUCUGCAAAUACUUGCAGAUACCAUUCUACAUCACGAGUGGCCUGAACGCAUGCACAUAAUUCACUCUCUGUUGUGGAGAGACAAAUAAUGUUUUGUGUCUGGGACUUCCAUUCAAAUGGACAACCGUUAUAACAAAACACCAUACCAGACACACCCUGCAAUUAUUUUGUUCCACUGCAUGAGAUGCAUCGCAGAAAAUUUCAAAACCUUUGUCAGUACUUGUUGUAAACUGCAACCUAUAAUGUUUGGUAUGUUUAAGGUACAUUACCACUCUCUUAAGAGCAGAGAAACAUUAUGUAGUGGGCUUUUCCACAAAUUUUGCCAGAAAGUGAAAGGCAUAAGUUAUAUCUGGUCUUGAGAUUCUUUGAAUGAAAUUUAGCUUGCCUAUAGCAGAACGAUACAAAGUUUUGUUAGGAAAUGGCUUAUCUUCACCUGUAAAAGUGAAACCACACACCAUGGGCUUUUCCUUCCCAUUUGCUUUUUCUAAACGUAGCAUUUCAACAAGUUCAUCAAUUUUUGCAGUUUGAUGAACCAGAAAAGAUCCAUUUUUGCCUUUCUCAAUUUGCAUGGAUAAGUAAUUUUUAGCUAUGCCUAAUUCCACCACAUCAAAUUUCUUCUGUAACUGUGUUACUACCUGUUCAUAUUCCUGUUUAGUUUUUGUAGAAAUUAACACGUCAUCUACAUACACACAUAUUUUUGCUACAGAGUUUGCCCUUUCCUUUAUAAACACACACAUUGUCUGCCUUUCCCUGUGAAAAACCAAUAUCCAGCAAUUCUUUUGCUAAAGUUUGAUGCCAAUUCCUUCCACUUUGGUGCAGACCAUAAAGGGAUUUAUUUAAUUUGCAUACCAAACCUUCAGCGGCGUCUAUGCCUUCAGGGACACGCAUAAAAAUUUGUUCUUUUAAAUCUGCAAACAAAUAUGCAGUUUUUAUAUCUAGGUGAUAAACAGAAUGUCCACGUUGUGAUGCAUCUUUGAACAAAAGCUUAACUGUUUCAUAUUUUACACUUGGUGAAUAACACAAAUCAUAAUCUUCGCCUGGAAUUUGUUAAAAACCCCUAGCAACUAAUCUUGCCUUGUACCUUACAACUUCAUUUUUGUCAUUCAUUUUAACUCUAUAAACCCAUUUUGAAUCAAUAAGUCUCAUAUCUGGGGUUUGUGGUACAAGAGACCAAGUGUUAUGCUCUUUUAAAGAAGCUAUUUCAGAGUUCAUAGCUUUAUACCAAUUUACAGCUUGGUGCUUAGGUAAAUUCUGAACAUCAUUGUAGCUUUUGGCUCAAAACUGCCUUAUUGGCAUACACAGUAUUAAAAUGUUCAUCUGCAAAACGUUGUGGCUUCUGUCUCUUUCUAUCUGAACGUCUCAGUCCGGAAGGAGAGUCAGACUCCUCAGACUUAAUGGGACUAUGUAAACUACUAGUUUCAGGUUGUAAAUCAUCAUUGUCAGACUGAAGAGAUGCCUGUUGGCUAAGCUCACGGUCAGAAAACUCAAGAGAAUCUAACCUCCCUCGGGUGCCUGUGACUUUAAAUCAUCAAAGAAAUUAUCAGAUUCAACAGGCUUUUGUCUUCUUCCAUUAAUUCAGAAGCACCAUUUCCUGCUGCUGCUGCUGCUUCUUCUACCUCUUCUUCCUCAGUAUUAUCUAUACCGUUAGUAUCUUGGAAAAUAGCAACGCCAUUCCAAUUUACAGUUUGUAUCAUGCUUCUGGUAAUAUGAAAUUUGCCAGUUGCUGGUAUGUAAAUUCUGUACGCCCCCUGCUGGUAGCCCAUUAAUUUUCCCUGGACAUUACGUUCACCCAAUUUCUGCUUAGCGGGAUAAUGCAUUAUUACAUCUGAACCCCAAAUGCGUAGGUGUUUCAAAUUAGGGCAUUUUUUAAACAGCUUCUCAAAGGGGGUGACAUCUAAACCAGAAUGAUAACUGCGAUUCCUAACAUAACAAAAGGCAUUGAGCGCUUCAGCCCAAAAGUCUUUGGGCAGAUUAGCAUCGUGCAGAUAAGUUUUAACCCCUGCCUGCAGGUCACGCUGCACAACUUCAACAAGCCCAUUUUGCCAGGGACUUCGGGGCAAGAUAACUCAUGAGUAGUCCCCUGCGCUUCCAGGAAUUUCUCAAAAUCCUCAGAAACAAAUUCCCCGCCCCGUCAGAAAAAAGGUUCUUAAUAGGUUUGUUAAAAUGUGUUUUUACCCAGUUGCAAAAAACUUUGUACUUCUCAAAUGCUUGGGACUUCUCAGCUAUUGCAUAAGUCCAACAAUAUCUACUAUACUGGUCUAUCAGGGUAAGCCAGUACUUAGAACCUCCUAAGGAUGGUGGGAGUGGCCCAACUAAAUCACAAUGUACACGCUCAAAUGGCUCAGUUACUUUCCUAUCUGAGCACCUACCCUUGCGUGCAACCUUAAUCUUAUUCUUGCAACAGGAUAGACAUUGCAUAAAGAAUUUACAUGGUUUUAAGUUGAGGCCAUUAACAAUAUUCUUGGUCUUAAUUACAUCAGCAAAAUUCAGAUGUCCCAGAAUUCUGUGCGCCUCAUGGACACACCCAGAAUGUGGCUUUACAUUCCUCAACCCCGGCUUGACUGUGCUGCUCUGCAAUUUAUAGGCGAUUGGGAGUAGGUGCGAAAAUACAGUCUAUAUAAACCAUCAGAUUCCCGGGCAUACAAUAGACGUUUGUUCCCCUCGAAAAACUCACACAUUGACUUUAAGAAACGCACAGUUAUGCCUUGACGAGCAAAACACCUUACUGACAAUAAAUUGUCCACUGAUGGGCAGUAAAUGCAGUUCGCUAUAGUAAUGUUUAAAGAGUCAAGUUUAACAGUACCCCUGCCAAGCGACUGCAAGACUUGUGAAUUGGCUAAAUGUACAUUACCAAUUUCCUCUUCGAAAGAAAUAAACAAGCUUCGAUCGUUGCAAACGUGCUGAGAUGCUCCUGAGUCCACAAUAAAAGAAUUCCACUUGGCACCUUUAAUUCUUUUACGAUCUCUUGUGCUAGCGUGAAAAGCUCGCGGCUCGUUUCUGUCUUUACAGUACGAUGCCGGCUGCUGAGCUGACGACCGUGACUGACGAACAGAAACAGACUUGGGAGUACUUUGCUUUCUUUUGGAUCUGCAGUCCUUUGCAAAAUGUCCUUGCUUAUUGCAGAACCAACAACGCUUUGCAGCUUUAAAUGCAGUUGUAUCACCACAAGUUUGCAUAUGGCGUUCCUCAUUCUUUCUGGAAAUAGGAGUGCUUAUGGCACAAGCCUCCCUUCUGUCCAACUCGCCCAUUAAUCUUGCUGUUACCCCUUCCACAGUUAAUUGUGCUGGUGGAACGGCAGAUAUCUGGCUAGCUAUACCAUCAAAGUCCUCAUUAAGGGAACAAAGGAUGAUGAAAACAUACUGAAUAUCAGGUAUCUCCAUGUCCCUUCGAAUUAAUUCGCCGCGUAUUGCCUCCAGACGCUCUCAAGUGUGCUGCCAAAUCACCACCAGGCUGCAACUUCGUCUGGUACAACUGCUUGAAAACGUCAAUGCAGACGCUGACUCUUUUCUAACAUGCACUGCUGCAAGACUGUCCCACAUUUCUUUGGCAGUUUUCUUAUUUCUUAUAUAGACUACUUGCUGGUCGCUGACUGCCAAAUUAAUUAUCGCCCUGGCUUCGUGAUCUCCUUUCGACCAAGCAUUAGUUACAGGGUCAGGAGGGUCAUCAGUUACAUAGGUCCAUACUUCUCUAGAGGUCAAAAGCGCCCCACCCGAAAAGACCAUAAACUAUAGUUCUCAUCUGUUAGCUGUGGGAAGACCAGAGCCUUCUCAGCUUCAGGAACCCAGUCAACCAUUCUGGAACUCUUCCAGACCCACAGAACUAUGCUAACAGGAGAAGGAGUUUUCAAACCUUUCUCAGAGUCCAAAAAUAUGCAGUCAUCCACUCAGCAGCUGGGCCCAUAACCAAAGAUGUUGGCUUUUUGCAGUAUGGUAGCGCUGCAGAGAGCUUGUUGGGGAGACCAUGCAUUAAAAAGGGACUCAAAAAUAAUUUAAGCAAGGUUUUAAUAAGAAAAACAAAAACUCCUUUUACACUAAAUACAUUAACAAACAAACAUGACCCAACCACCAACCCAUCCCCCAGGGUAAUGGGAGAGCUAGGUGCUGCUCCUUAUAUACUACACCCAAUUGCCAACACAGCUUAAUCAGUACAACUCGGCAGCACCUGCUAUGUUUCACAGCUGUAAAGCUGGGUCUCGUUAUCUUGCUCUGGCCCUUUUUCUGGCCCCUUAAAGACAUACACAUCGAGUGGAACAAUGAUGAACCUUUACAUAUUAAACCAUUCAACAGUUUUAACCACUUCUUAUGCAUUUCUUAACUUUAUAUUGCCUUUACAUCUCUUAACAAAUCAUCCUUCCCCUUCUCCAUUUUUGCAAUACUUCCAAUCAUACUCCUCACAAAACUUCUUGCAAACCUACAAACGUCGUCUGAUCUUCACAAAUACUUUUCAAAUAGUCCAUAAUUUUACUUCAGUCUUCCAUGAAUUUCUGGUCCCGCCGGUUUCGAAUUCUUCCUGUUAGUUUAUCUAGUUCUGCAUAGUCCAUUAACUUCAUCCUCCAUUCUUCGAUUGUCAGUAAUUCUUCUUGCUUCCAUUUUUGGGCCAGUAAUAUUCUUGCUGCUGUUCUUGCAUAUAAAAAGAUUCCUUUUUACAUUCCUUUCUAUGGCAUCCUCUCAUCUUCUUGUUAGCAGAAGAGAUGGCCAUCAGCCUUCCCCGGAUCACUGCGCUGGCCGACUCGCAUCGCAGAGGACUGGCGUCAGGUGAGUCCCAUGCAGUAAACAUUGUGCUCUAUGAGAAAAAACAACAGCAGCAACAAAGGAAAUUAUUUGCUGUAUCAACCCACAUUCUGCACUCAGAAAAAAAUUCUGCAAACUGAAUCAGAGGCAGUGAUGCUUCUGAACACCAGAUGCUGGAAACCCCAGGAAGGGAGAGGACUCAUGCGCUCAGAUCCUGCUGGUGGGCUUCUCAUAAGCAUCUGGUGGGACGCUGUGGGAACAGGAUGCUGGAGUAGUUGGGCCAGUUGCCUGAUCCAGCAGGACUCCUCUUACGUUCUGACCUAGGGGUAAGCCCCAGUGAAUUUGGUUGGAUUGACUUCUGAGUAGAUACAGUUAGGGCUGCCCUGUAAGUUGGUGGCUCUCUUAACAGCAUAGUCUGGCUGUGAGCAGUGGGACUUGCUUCUGAGAAGAUCUGUAUACGAUUGCACUGCAAGCGUCACUUGAGCAAACGUGCAAAGGAAGGUAACCAAGCAAGAAAGAGAGAUGGGGCCCUGUUCAGGGUAUUGAAGUGCCAGGUAGGGACGUGGGUGGCGCUGUGGUCUAAACGACUGAGCCUCUUGUGCUUGCCAAUCAGAAGGCCGGUGGUUCAAAUCCCCACAACAAUGGUGAGCUCCCAUUGCUCUGUCCCAGCUCCUGCCAACCUAGCAGUUCGAAAGCAUGCCAGUGCAAGUAGAUAAAUAGAUACCACGGUGGCGGAAAGUUAAACGGUGUUUUCGUGCGCUCUGGCUUCCAUCUCGGUGUGCUGUUGCACCAGAAGUGGUUUAGUCAUGCUGGACACAUGACCUGGAAAGCUGUCUGUGGACAAACGCCAGCUCCCUCGGCCUGAAAGUGAGAUGAGCGCCGCAACCCCAUAGUCGCCCUUGACUGGACUUAAUCCGUCCAGGGGUACCUUUACCUUUUAAUGAGUCUCCAAGCGGCUCACAUUCUCCUUUCCCUUCCUCCCCCACAACAAACACUCUGUGAGGUGAGUGGGGCUGAGAGACUUCAGAGAAAUGUGACUGGCCCAAGGUCACCCAGCAGCUGCAUGUGGAGGAGCGGAGAUGCGAACCCGGUUCACCAGAUUAUGAGUCUACUGCUCUUAACCACUACCUUUUUACCUUUACUGAAAUGCCACCUUCGUUUGCUCAUCAGCUGGAUUUCCACUUUCCAAACCUGACCUGCUCUCCUGGAUGGACCGAGGGGAAGACCCCUGGGUUCCAGAUUUUCAGGAGCCGGAGGGAAGGGAGAUGCCAAGCGAGACUAACCCAGGUGAGGAACCAGCAUUUUAAAAAAUGGAAUUGAACUUCAGAACUCAAAGGCAGCUCUCCUGAACCAGACUAGUGGUCUAUCCUGGCUGGGAAUCAUAGAAUGGUAGAGUUGGAAGGGACCACGAGGGUCAUCCAACCUCUUGCAAUGCAGGGAUCUUUUUACCCAAUAUGGGGCUCAAACCCACAACCCUGAGAUUAAGAGUCUCAUGCUCUACCGACUGAGCUAUUCCAGCUAGGUCCGACCUGAACGACGUGGUGCGAUAAGUUGUGUCCCUUUCAGGCACUUAUAGCAUAUCUAGGACUGAUUCUCAUCUACAUGUUCAACACACAAUUACUCUGUUGGUUAUCAAGUGGUGACUUGCAUGUGUGGAUGAGCCAUUGCAGAUCAAAUACCAGACAGAGAGAUCUCCAUCCCCCCCACAACUCUUCCCAUUCUGGAGAUGCCAGUCAUUCAGGGCUAAGUGAGUAAGUUGUUGGGAUGGAUGUGGAAGGUAGGAUAGCAUACAUUGUUUAUUAAUUAUCCUUCCUCUUACUCACUUGGGUAAUAUUAGCAUCUAGUUUAGCAGAGUUAAGAGUAUACCAUCCUUUCUAACACUAACAUGGAAACUUGGGACAAAGUUAUGUAGCUUUCUAGAAUUAUCCAGGAUGCCUUUCUGCAGACCAGAGUUUCAUGAGAGACUUUGCAUGAGAGACUUUGUUUAUCCAUCUAUACAAAAUAACAACAAAGAACUCUGUAAUGUAAAAUGUAAUAAUAUGAUUUGCUUACAUAAAGUUGCACACUUGUUUCAAGCAGAAAAUAGCAGUAAAUAAGUCAGGCAAAAUAUCUUUCUAAAUUACAAAAUACAUGGCUUAGAUUAGGGCUUCCCAAAUUUGUGUCUCUGGCUGUUUUUGGACUACAACUACCAUCAUCCCUAGCUAGCAGGACCAGUGGUCAGGGAUGAUGGGAAUUGUAGUCCAAAAAAACAGACAGACCCAAGUUUGGGAAACCCUGGUUUAGAUCAAACAUGGUGCCUGUGUUCAGGAGCACACAGAGCCUGCAUCCUUUCUGCAUGAAGAAGAAGAAGAAGAAGAAGAAGAAGAAGAAGAAGAAGAAGAAGAGGAGUUUGGAUUGGAUAUCCCACUUUAUCACUAUCCUAAGGAUAGUGAUACUGCCCACCUAGCAGUUCGAAAGCACAUCAAAGUGCAAGUAGAUAAAUAGGUACUGCUCUGAAGAUAAACAGCGUUUCCGUGCACUGCUCUGGUUCGCCAGAAGUGGCUUAGUCAUGCUGGCCACAUGACCCGGAAGCUGUACGGCGGCUCCCUCGGCCAGUAAAGCGAGAUGAGCGCCGCAACCCCAGAGUCGUCCGCAACUGGACCUAACGGUCAGGGGUACCAUUACCUUUUAAGGAGUCUCAAAGUGGCUAACAUUCUCCUUUUUCUUCCUCCCCCACAACAAACACUCUGUGAGAUGAGUGAGGCUGAGACACUUCAGAAAAGUGUGACUGGCCCAAGGUCACCCAGCAGCUGCAUGUGGAGGAGUGGGGACGCGAACCCAGUUCACCAGAUUACGAGUGUACCGCUCUUAACCAUUACACCACACUGGCUCUCAAGUGGGAGGAAGUGAUAAGGAUUAUCUUAUUUUCAAUUUCAUCGUUCCGCAAGGGACAAUGACAAUAAAGAUAUCGUAAUCGUAAUCUUCCUAUUAUUACCCUUCCUGCCUGGGCAGACAGAGGAUAUGACCUCACAGAGUGCCCUCUAGGAAUUUACAGAGAACUCCAUGUGUCUUUACCCUUUGCUCACCUCACAAAAAUGAAAUUUAUUUUUUGACUGGAGCAUCAUUUCCUACAUAAGUGAUACUUAUUAUUAUUAUUAUUAUUAUUAUUAUUAUUAUUAUUAAUUUGUACCCCACCCAUCUGACUGAAGUUGCAUUCAGUUAAGUUAUGGGGGGGAGGUUAAAUAUCGAAAACAGGACUUAUACUGGAACAGUGCGAUUUUCGCAGCUGCAGUUGAAGUUGUAAAACAAUGUGAACAUAGAUCUUCGGGAGCUUUUUGGUAAAAGUUGUAAAACAGUGAACCACGCGAUGGAGCAAUGGAGAACUUUUGAAAUAAUGAUGGGAUAUUAGCUCUGCCCAAGGCAUGAUGGAAGCAUCAGCUGGGAAAAGAUAGACAUAACACUUUACAAGGACAGGAAGGAAUACCACGGACGGAAUAAUUGUCACACACAGGAGGAAUAAAGAUACAGCUUCACCUAUAAGUUUAUAAAUCAUUAAAUGUGUCAAGAUGAAUGGAUGUCGUUAAUACUGCAGUUGUUAAAUAAAAGGUAAAGGUAAAGGACCCCUGACAGUUAAGUCCAGUGGCAAACAACUCUGAGGUUGCGGCGCUCAUCUCGUUUUACUGGCCGAGGGAGCUGACGUUUCUCUGCAGACAUGUGGCCAGCAUGACUAAGCUGCUUCUGGCAAAACCAGAGCAGCACACGGAAACGCCGUUUACCUUCCCACCGGAGCGGUACCUAUUUAUCUACCUGCACUGGCAUGCUUUCAAACUGCUAGGUUGGCGGGAGCUGGGACUGAACAACGGGAACUCACCCCGUUGUGGGGAUUCGAACCGCCAACCUUCCGAUUGGCAAGCCCUAGGCUCAGUGAUUUAUACCACAGCACCACCCGCAGUUGUUAAAUAAGGGGUGGUUAUUUUGAAUGGAAUGUAAUUGAGAGGAGUAAGAUCUUGGAACGCAGAAACAAAGUAAAUUAACAAUUCUAGCACACGGAAGGCCACCUAAAUUAUAUAAUUUGGCAUUUGAAUGAUUGGGAUUAGUAGUUGUAUUGUAAUUUGGCAUUGUUAUAAUGAGACUACCAUGAAUUAUUGUAAUUGAAAAUUAAUAAAAAUUAUUGUCAAAAAACAACAACAGUUAAGUUGUGGUGAAAGGUAUACCACAGAAGGCAGCUCACAUUUGCUUCAUUUGUCUUAGGUGAUGAGCUGAGAAGGAAGAAUGAGGAUACCCAUCAGCAAGAGGCUUUGAGCAAGACAGACCUGCAGGCAGAGAGCACCUUGGACGGGAGUCCAGUAGAGGCAGAGAGCCAGCCGGAAGGGAGACCGAGGCGCACAGAAGCAGCAGAAGGAAAGGCAGAGAAGGAAAAGCAGGCAGUGAGCGCUUCCAAACUCCUGCUGCCCUCUGGGAAGCCACAAGGGACCAAGAGGGGCCACCACUGCCCCGAGUGCGGCAAAAGCUUCAGCCAGAAGUCCAACCUCCUCAGGCACCAGAGGCUUCACUUGGACGAAAGACCCCACAAGUGUGACGGGUGCGAGAAGAGCUUCUCCGAGGCUGAGGCCCUGGCCAAGCACCGGAAGUGCCACGCAGGCGACAAGCCAUACAAGUGCGAGGACUGCGGGAAGAGCUUCAGCUGGACCUCUCACCUGGAGCGGCACCGGAGGGUCCACACCGGGGAGAAGCCCUACGCCUGCAAGGAGUGCGGGAAGGCCUUCAGCGUCGGGUCGCACCUGGAGCGGCACCGGCGGAUCCACACCGGGGAGAAGCCGUACCAGUGCAAAGACUGCGGGAAGAGCUUCACUGUCAGCUCCACCCUGGCACAACACCAGAGGACCCACGCGAACGACAAGCCCUACCAGUGCGGGGACUGUGGGAAAGGCUUCAACCUCAGUGCCAACCUGGCCGCUCACCAGAGGAAGCACCUGGGCCAGAAGCCGUACGAGUGCCCUGACUGCGGGAAGAGCUUCAGCUUCACGUCCCACCUCGAAAGGCACCAGAGGAUCCACACGGGGGAGAGGCCCUAUCAGUGCCCCGACUGCGGAAAGAGCUUCAGCCGCAGCUCCCACCUCUACCGGCACCAGCGGAUCCACACGGGCGAGAAGCCCCGGCAGUGCGCGGACUGCGGCAAGAGCUUCUACCUCAGCGCGGCCGCCCUCCAUCACCUCGGGACGUCCCCAGCAGCGGGCCGGGAUCCCACCAAAUGCUCCGACUGCAGCCGCAAACGGGCCGCCCCCAACCCACCCUCUCCACCGCCGCUGCCUGCCUCGCCGCCACCGUGCAGCGAGAAGCCCCACAAGUGCGCGGACUGCGGGAAAGGCUUCGGCCAGAGUUCGUCGCUGGUGAAGCACCAGAGGAUCCACACGGGAGAGAGGCCUUACCAGUGCCCGGAGUGCGGGAAAAAGUUCAGCUGGUGCUCGGCCCUCAUCAAGCACAAGAGGAUCCACACGGGCGAGAAGCCGUACCGGUGCGAAGAGUGCGGGAAGGCUUUCAGCGUCAGCUCGCACCUUGAGAGGCACCAGCGCGUGCACUCGCCCGACAGGCCCCACAAGUGCGGCGAGUGCGGGAAGACCUACGGGGAGCUGGCGUCUCUGGUCAAGCACCAGAAAUCCCACGCAGCCGAGAGCAAGCGUUACGGGUGCGCCGACUGCGGGAAGAGCUUCUGCUGGAGCUCGCACUUGGAGAGGCACCGGAGAAUCCACACGGGGGAGAAGCCUUACGCCUGCGGGGAUUGCGGGAAGAGCUUCAGCGUCAGCUCCCACCUGGACCGGCACCGGAGGAUCCACACGGGGGAGAAGCCCUACCGCUGCAACGAGUGCGGGAAGAGCUUCAGCGUCAGCUCCACCCUCCUGCAGCACCAGAGGACCCACUCGAGCGGAAAGCCCCACAAGUGCAAGGAGUGCGGGAAGCGCUUUGUGGCCGGCGCCCAGCUGCUGACCCACCAGCGGACCCACCGGGGCGAGAAGCCCUACGAGUGCGCCGCCUGCGGCAAGAGUUUCGGCUUUGUCUCGCACCUGGAGAGGCACCGGAGGGUCCACACGGGCGAGAAGCCGUACCAGUGCCCCGUGUGCGGGAAAUGCUUCAGCCGCAGCUCCCACCGCAACCGCCACCAGCGCACGCACGCGGCCAACCGGCCCCCCAAGGGAGGGGCGCGGGGAGGGGCCGAGGGUGGGAAAGGGGGCUCCAAGCGCUACAAGGAGCCGGGCCCGAGUGUUCCCGAGCCCGCUCUCUCUAUCAUGCCGCCCUGGUGGGUCGAGGGAGACAGGAACAGCAACCCGCCAGCUGCCCCCACGUGGCCCGAGGUCCCAACUCCCUUCCAGAGCCCUAUCCCUAAUGCCGUCCAUCCUGGGGGUCUGCAGGGCUGGGGCGUGAAGGGGUUCUUGCCCCCAGAUACAUGGAGACUGGGGGAAAGCAGCUCGGGCUGGGCGUCCACCCUUGCCCAAGAUGGUUGGCCGCAACUUCCCCCCACCUCCUAACUGGGCGAUGGACCUCAACUUCCAGAUCUGUUUUGGCUUGCGGGGUGAGGCAAGAGAGGAAGUAUUCAUCUUUCCUCCACCACCGCCCCUCAGCUGAUGCUGAAAAAGUACGAGGUAACAGCUCUGCUGGGACGGUAGCAUUUCAGAAUGGGUGUUUCUGGGCGUGGAGGAACGAUUACUUGAGCACUUCUUCACAUUAAAGAAGAAAACAAAACUCCUGCAUGUAGACAACUAGUGUUUUGAAAGAGGAGGAGGAAGCUGUGGGGAAGCUGCUUGUGGGCCUCCCAUACAGGACUCUUCUUAUGGGGUUUCCAUGUUCUGAGAGGGCCGGAUUCGACCACACGGUUGUGCUAGUGGGAGCCAGCACAAUCGGAACGCAAGCAGAGCCUGCUGGAUCUCACAGUGGCCAACCAGAUGAAUUAAUCCGGCUAGGGCAACCGGGGCUUUGUCCCCACACGACUCCCCAAAGCAGCUGGC